Cheilinus undulatus (humphead wrasse) is the source of this 3791-nucleotide messenger RNA. RefSeq names its product solute carrier family 16 member 13 (gene slc16a13). Lineage: Eukaryota; Metazoa; Chordata; Actinopteri; Labriformes; Labridae. Bases 631 to 2010 code for a protein of 459 amino acids. Gene Ontology annotation, molecular function: monocarboxylic acid transmembrane transporter activity. Gene Ontology annotation, biological process: transmembrane transport; monocarboxylic acid transport. The transcript has 6 exons. The record is from RefSeq and is a predicted model, not a curated record.
UUCUUCGCCGUAUUCUUGGUGACGGAGAAAAACAAAGUGUCUUUUCGUUGUUUGUUAAAGUGAACUUAGAGACUGUGGACCAUGUGCUGCUCGAGCUGACGCUUCGAGGGUGAGUAGUGUCGAGUUUAACUUUAGCUUCUUUAGGCUGUGAGCUGUUUUGUUAUUGUUAUCAAGUUGUUGACGGUUAUCAGUGUUGAAGACUUCAGUGCAAGUGAUUAUGAAAGAGUUAAAUAUAUUUGUAAACACAGUCGUAACACAUUUCAUAUCGUUUAUGAACACCCUUCGAAAGCAGUUGGUGAUUUUUUAAAUUUAUUAUUCGAAAUAUAUCGACAGUGUUACCGUGCCGUUAAAAACACGUUAUGUGUUUUUGGAACAUUAUGCUGCCUUUAUGUCCAAUACAGCUGUGUGCAAGUGCAUAAGUGCGCAAGCGCAGUACGGAGGCUACGUCACUUACGUGGAGUUAUGAUUGGAGAGUACACGUGCAGAGGGUCCAGUGCACGUUCUCGUCAGGCUGCUUGCUGGCAGUUGUGUAAUUAACCAUGAAUGAAUGAGGCUCAGACUGUUUCUGUGAGGCUCAGCUGCCAGGAGGAACCAGCACGUGUCUGCAGGUGUCUAAAAAAUCUCUGAGACAUGACAAAGAAGACUGAGCCCAAAGAAGAGGGCCAGAGCGAUGAGGCCGAGGGUCCAGAUGGAGGCUGGGGAUGGGUGCUGGUGGGCGCCCUCUUCGUCAGCACCAGCCUUGUGUUCGGCCUGAUGCGCAGCCUGGGAGUCUUCUUUGUGGAGUUUGUGCAAUACUUCGAGGAGAGCGCUCAGGCCAUCUCCUGGAUCUCCUCCACAGGGCUGGCAGCUCAGCAGUUUUUCAGCCCUCUGGGUGCAGCACUGUGUAAUGCGUAUGAUUCUCGGGUGGUGGUGAUGACAGGGGGCUGUCUCGCCGGGCUCGGUCUCAUACUGGCCUCUCAGGCCACCCGUCUGGUUCAUCUGUACCUCACUAUGGGUGUUAUCUCUGGUCUGGGCUGGGGGCUUGUCUUCACUCCUAUGGUGGCUACAGUCAUGGCGAACUUUACCCGCAGACGCACCUUGGCUUUAGGUCUAGCCUUCUCAAGCAUUGGGCUAUCCUCCUUUGCUUUCAACCCACUGUUUCAGUUUCUGGUGGAGAUGUAUGCAUGGCGGGGGGCUCUGCUGAUUCUUGGAGGGCUCAGUCUUAAUAUUGUGCCAUGCGGGGCUCUCAUAAGACCAAAAAAACGCUCAAAAGCACAGGAAAAGAUUAUCUCAGAGUCCAAGCAGUCACAAGCUUCUUUGCUACAACGAGUCUCCACCCACCUUGAGCUAUCACUGCUCUUCGAGAGGCCUUACAUCACCUACACACUAGCCGUAACGCUUCUAAAUGUCGGCUACUUUGUGCCUUAUUUUCACCUCGUCGCCCAUAGCCGACUAACCGGCUUCUCUGAGUACCAGUCUGCUUUCGUCAUGUCGGCUGCUGGUGCCACUGACAUUCUUGGCCGUGUUGUUUCUGGCUGGUUCUCAGACCUAGGUCACUUCAGACUCAUACAUUUACUGAGCACGUGGACGACGCUCGCAGGAGUUUUUAUCAUGCUGCUCCCCGUAAGCUCUCUGUCUGGAUCCUACUCGGCUCUGAUGGUUAUCAGUCUCCUCUACGGCUUCUGCUCUGGAGCACUGACCUCCCUGGUGUUCGCCGUUGUGCCCAUGAUUGUGGGUGUGGACCGGGUGAUGGGGGCCCUUGGAUUGCUGCAGCUCAUAGAGAGUGGGGCAGGACUGCUCGGGGCUCCUCUGUCAGGAUUUCUCAAGGAUGUCACAGGUAACUACAUCGCCUCCUUCAUGGUGGCGGGCAGUUUUCUCAUUCUUGGUACGCUGACCAUGGCCACCCUGCCUCACUACUUCUCCUGCAAAGAUCCACCUUCUCCUCAAAGACAAUCACAGGAUGUUAAAGAUAAGAGAUUACAUUCAGAGAUGGAGCAGAUGAACAGUUUGCCCUCUGACAUGAGUCACUGAGGAGUUAAACAAUCUGACAGGAGAAUAAAUGAGGCUCAUAACCCAUGAGACAGAGGGCUGAAGGAUCAAGAGCCUAAAUACUGGAGAAAUCAUCUGUUGUGCUGUUUGCAUCCAUACCUCACUGACCCAGAGCGCAGAAGGAAGCCUGCUGUGUAAACACGAUCUGCAUAAAGGAGCCACACCCAGUUACAGAAACCUCGGAUUACGUAUGCACUGUCUGCCUAAAUGUAACAUUUUUAACACUGUCAAGGAAAAGUGAACACAUGGUUGCUUAGACGUACAGUAGGACGGCAAGCAGGAUAGGAAACUUUGAAGUAAAAUAUGUUUUUGUUAUUAUUAUUAAUAGAGACUUGGGACUUUAAGGAGUUUGCCACAAAGUGAGAUAAGAGAGUAAACUUGAUCUGUUGAGUCUUAAGUCACAGCUUUCUGUGUUACGAAGCUGGCUCUCUUUUGCCCUAGCUAGAUCAACCUUCAUAAAGAAAUGGAAGGAAUAUGGCGCAUGUGUAAAUCUGCCUUGAUCAAGCUAUCCUCACAAACUGAGCGACCGUGCAAGAAGGAGACAAGUGACAGAGGCAACCAAGACACCUAUGACUACUCUGAGGGCGUUACAAACUUCAAUGUCAAUUGUCAAUUGAAGGUUUUGACUUUUAUACAGUGCAGUUUAUAAAGAAUAAUAGGUUUAGCAAUGUUUUCAUGAUUAUCAGUCUUUUCUCACUUUAAAUAAUGACAUAAUAUUUCAAACUCCUGUGAAGAACUUUCUGUUUGUGCCCUGCAAAGCUGAUAUCUUGUACAUGUGAGUCUUCUAAACAUGUCACUCAACAUUAAUUUCAGUUUUGGAAAUAAAUAUAAAAGCCUGUUCAGCAGUGUUACUAAUCUCCUUGCCUGACAGCCACCCCGACAGCAACAGAAUCAGGCAUAAGCUCAUGAAGAGGUGACAGUGUUCAUUGAAAUAUGUUUUAUAACAGGAAGAAAUAAGAAGUGUUGCCUGGUGGUAAUAUGCUUCCAUUAGACAUACAAUUACUAAACGUUGAAAGAGGGUCAAGAGGAAGGGCUGAGGUGGUUUCUGAGGUGGUGUGAUUCUAAGGACUCUUACUAGAAAGGGAUAAACAUGAGACUCAAUGACCUUUGCCUUUAAAAUCUAAUCAUUGAGUCUAAGUGAACAGUCUGAAGAAAGUCUUCUUAACGUAUCGCAUUCACAAAAAAGUCCUGGACAAACAGAUGUACAAAAACAUGACAACUAUUGCCCUCAUUUGUAUGGAGGCAUAACAUAGUCCUCAGAGGAGCUUUAAGCAAAGAAAAUGUCCUUUAAAGAAAAAAAUCAAAUACCUCUCACUCAGGACUUCCCAUCUGUGCAGGCAUACACGACUGUUAUUUUUAAAGUAGGUUUUUUUAAUCAAACAUUACUUUUACAAGCUUUGUACUUUUACAAACCAUAAACCCUGACGGUGUGUAUAAAUUAGAGAUGUUUAGCGGAGAGAACAUCAGAGGGAACACCUGGGUCACUGUGACCUGCUGUACCUGCCAGGUUGUGUUUAUUCUGGCAGGUCAUUGCAGUGGAUAAUUCAAGUGACCUGUUGUAAUUUUAUUAGCUUAAACACAGUGAACAAGGAGAUCCCAUAAAACAGAAAGGACGAAACAAAUUAUCCAGCUGACUGUGAAUCAAACUUGUAUCACUUCUCAAUCAUUUCUGUCACAUGAACCUGUAGUUUGUUUAAAUGUGGAAUUUUACACUGAAACUUGAUUAAAAAUUAUUUUGUUUAAACAAAUCCCUUUUGUAUUAC